Messenger RNA from Daktulosphaira vitifoliae (grape phylloxera), 1023 nucleotides. RefSeq lists its product as uncharacterized. The record is from RefSeq and is a predicted model, not a curated record. The transcript is spliced from 5 exons. Bases 206 to 739 code for a protein of 177 amino acids. Lineage: Eukaryota; Metazoa; Arthropoda; Insecta; Hemiptera; Phylloxeridae.
AAUUUUCCUACAGAAACAGAGCUCGUUACAGACAAGUUGAAUUAUAAUUCAAUAGCUCCUAAUAAAUAUACAUCAUCAGAGAAAAAUUUCCAACCAUCUACACAGAAGAAAGUAAAAGUACCAUCUGAUAAUGAAGGAUCAUUUUUUGUGGCCAAUACAGAUUAUUCUUCUCUCAUGCUGAGCUCUAACAGAAGUGGUUGUUCUAAUGGAUUAUUUGAUGCUGAAACAUGUUGUUGCAGCUUUGACACAUAUUAAGUUUGAUGUUAAUUUAUUGACUUCUACCCAACAAAUAAUUAGUGCUAAUAUUGAAGCUAUUAUGGCACAUACAAAUUAUAGUAGAAAUGAUCUUUCAAGCAACUCAAAUUAUAAUGAUGUUGAUGUCAAUGACAUAUUUCCAAUUAAUACUCAGGAAGAUCUUGAAACAUUUGAAUUUAAGCUCAAGAUAAAUGAAAAUGACUUCAAAUGCAUACUUAUAAGAAAAUUAUUGUUCCUCACAACUGCCAAAAGUCUUGGAGAAUCAGUGAGGCGUAUUAUGACAAAAAUGUUUCAUGAUUCAGUAUUAGUUUAUUUUUCAACUUAUGGUUUUAAAAAGAAACAAAGAUUUACUGAUUUACUAUCAUAUCAUUUGAUAAAAGAUAUAAUAAGGACUAAUGUCAAGUAUGAAAUGGUUCCUAAAAAAGAAAUUGACUGUGAAAUUAGUGUGUGGUUAGCUCAUGCAAGUUUCCGAAUAAUAAAUUGAGAAAAAAGAUCAGCCAAAUAAUACUAAAAGAUUUUUAAGUAGUUUUAUAUUCCAUUCUUCACAAAUUAUAAUUAGUGAAGUAUAGAACAUACAUGAAUGUGUAAAUAAUUGAAUUAUUUACAUUAUAAAGUAAAGAAUUAUGUUUCAUUUUUAACAGUUUAAACCAACUUAAAUUUUUUUUUUUUUAAUUAUGAAUGUGUUGAGAUUUUAAUUUGAAUUGUUUAAAAUCAAUUAUUUUAAUGUUGCUUUCUUAAUGAAUAUGUUAAGAUUAUUCAUUUUAACCG